UCACCAGGCUCCGCGACCGCGGCGGAGCGGGCGGCGGACCCGCCAAUGAAAAACCGCGGGGGAAGUGGGCGGGCACUUCCGCUUCGGGGGAAGGGGUGGAGCCUGCGGGACCCUGCGGCCGAGCUGUCCCCCAUGGACCCUGAGGUGACCCUGCUGCUGCAGUGCCCUGCGGGGGGCCUGCCCCAGGAGCAGGUCCAGGCUGAGCUGAGCCCCGCCUAUGACCGUCGCCCACUGCCAGGUGGGGACGAGGCCAUCACUGCCAUCUGGGAGACCCGGCUAAAGGCCCAACCCUGGCUCUUCGACGCACCCAAGUUUCGCCUGCACUCAGCCACCCUGGCGCCCACUGGCUCUCGGGGGCCACAGCUGCUCCUACACCUGGGUCUUACUUCCUACCGGGACUUCCUGGGUACCAACUGGUCCAGCUCAGCUGCCUGGUUGCGACAGCAGGGGGCCGCGGACUGCAGUGACACGCAGGCCUAUCUGGCGGACCCACUGGGGGUGGGCGCUGCACUGUCCACGGCUGAUGACUUCCUUGUCUUCCUGCGCCGCUCCUGGCAGGUGGCUGAGGCCACUGGGCUGGUGGACGUGCCUGGUGGGCACCCUGAGCCUCAGGCCCUGUGCCCUGGUGACAGCCCCCAGCACCAGGACCUUGCUGGGGAGUUGGUGGUACGUGAGUUCUUUUCCAGUGUCCUUCAGGAGAUCUGUGAUGAGGUGAACCUGCCGCUGCUCACCCUGAGCCAGCCCCUGCUAUUGGGAAUCGCCCGAAACGAGACCAGUGCUGGCCGAGCGAGUGCCGAGUUCUAUGUCCAGUGCAGCCUGACUUCUGAGCAGGUGAGGAAGCACUACCUGAGUGGAGGUCCCGAGGCCCACGAGUCUACAGGAAUCAUCUUUGUGGAGACACAGAACGUGCGGAGAUUGCAGGAGACGGAAAUGUGGGCUGAGCUCUGUCCCUCGGCCAAAGGCGCCAUUCUCCUCUACAACCGGGUUCAGGGAAGUCCCACCGGAGCAGCCCUAAGGUCCCCAGCCCUACUCCCACCGUUCUGAAGACAAUAAAGGACUUCAUU
This is a messenger RNA of Sapajus apella (tufted capuchin), 1064 nucleotides long. It is a transcript of the gene NUDT22, whose product is annotated as nudix hydrolase 22. The record is from RefSeq and is a predicted model, not a curated record. The coding region runs from base 46 to 1044 and encodes 332 amino acids. Lineage: Eukaryota; Metazoa; Chordata; Mammalia; Primates; Cebidae. The transcript has 6 exons. Gene Ontology annotation, molecular function: GDP-mannose hydrolase activity.